Messenger RNA from Lachancea mirantina, 1359 nucleotides. NCBI's taxonomy places the organism in Eukaryota, Fungi, Ascomycota, Saccharomycetes, Saccharomycetales, Saccharomycetaceae. The record is from the annotation of a GenBank genome assembly.
AUGAAUAAAACGAGUGAGGGAAACAGGGGCCGCGAAGUUGGCCAGCAGCUCAGAACAGAGAAUAUGGAGAACGGGAAGGAUGCUGGGCUUGAGAAUGAGGAGGACGAGACCUUUUAUGACUUUCAGCUGUUCAUCACUCAGAUGAAAGACCCUAGGGCGGAACCAAUUGUAAAAUACACGCGAUCAUUUUUGCAUAACUUUGUCACUCAAAAGUCCCUUUGGAGUGCAUCGGAGCAGGUUAAACUCAUCAACGACUUCAAGGAAUUCAUUUACAGCAAGUUGGCGCUAUAUGAGCCCUUCAAAGGUUUGGACAAGGCAAAAUUCCACAAUGCCAAGGAGGGCAUAGAAAAACUCAUAAUGAGCAAACUAUACUCAAGGUGUUUCUCGCCUUGCCUCGCCGAUGAAAGCGAGGCGCUUGAUGCAUCCCACGCGAGAGACCUUGAAGAGGAUAAAGAGCUGGCCGACAAGGCGCUCGAGUAUCGAUUCCUCCUUCCCAAUCAUCUUGAGGUUUCCGAUAAGUUCCUGCCCAAGAUCGAUGCUUUCGCGAAAAUGGCAGGCAAGGAACUGGGACGUGUGAACCAGUACAGAGCACCUCGCGACAAAAUGGUGUGCAUUUUGAAUGCAUGUAAGGUCAUUUUCGGAUUUUUGAAGCAUUCUAAACUGAGCAAUAAGGGCGCAGACGCUUUCAUCCCGAUGCUCAUCUACGCCGUUUUAAAAAGUGAUGUGUCCUGUCUGGAGUCUAACCUCAACUACGUCGAGCGUUUUCGCUCCCCAGACUCCAUGCGCGGUGAAAGCGCGUAUUAUCUUAGUAGCUUACAAGCCGCCGCUGAUUUCAUUUUGCACCUUAACCGUGAGUCUCUUAGCAUCUCUGAUACAGAAGAAUUUGAAACACUAUAUGCAGAAAACAAGCUACAAGCAGAUCAAGAACGCGCGAGACGCGAUACCCAUGAGGGUCCCGGUUCUGAAGCAGAACACUACCGGAGAGUUCGUAGUCCUUCACCAACACGUGAUAUCAUGGGCUCUGUAUUUUCCAAGGUCACAGAGAUCUUCUCUCCUUCGCCUACACCGGCACUUCCUGAAACUGAUGAAUCGGUAACCGCGCCGGCAACAUUCGUAUCUCCGCGAAAUUUGUCUACCGCAAUUGCUAACAGUACUGCUGCUGCCAAUUCUACCUCAGAUAAUGAGGCUGCCGCUACGGAGUUAGCCCGCAAAAUGGAACAAGAAGAGAAUACCCGAGUUUUUGACUCGCUACAAUCUAUGUUUCCAGAAAUGGAUCAAGACCUCAUCAGCGAUGUAUGCAUCGCUAAAAAAUACCGUAUUGGUGUAUGUGUUGAUGUUCUCCUGACACUUUCGAAUUGA